This is a messenger RNA of Oryzias latipes (Japanese medaka), 698 nucleotides long. The record is from RefSeq and is a predicted model, not a curated record. NCBI's taxonomy places the organism in Eukaryota, Metazoa, Chordata, Actinopteri, Beloniformes, Adrianichthyidae.
CUGCCUGCUGUCAGUCAUUUACCUUCCAGCUCUUCCUAAACAUCAUUUGUGUUUCUCAGGGGACUUUUGACAUGAGGCUUUACACACAAAUGGGAAGCACCUGGAUUCAAUUAUUUGUAGCUUUGAUUGUUUUUCAGAUGGCAGUUGUGUCGUCUGCAGAGGAGUCACCAUGUAAACCUGGAUUUGACUCAGAUUUGAUAUUCAAAGUGAACAAGAAGCAUCUGAAGCGAAGCACAAGACUGGGCAAAGUUGGAUUCACUGACUGCACAGAUCGUACAAGGUUUCUCUUCAGCACAGAUGACAGUUGCUUUGUGUUAACUACUGAAGGAGUAUUAACUGUAAAAAGAGCAGUUGAUCUUCAUGAUGGACAGCUGGACUUUUUUGUUCACUCCUGGGACUCACAUGGCAACAAGAUGACUGUUCCUGUCAUGGUCCUGCAACAUGGACAUCACCAUGUAAGCAGAGAUGCUGAGCAUCACCAUGGAGACCACAGACACCAGAACCAUCACAACACUGAAGUGGAUUCUGACAAUACCAAAGAGACUGCAGGACAUCCAGAUGUGGCCGUCCUUUAUUUUCCCAAGUUGAGUAAUGGACUGAGGAGGAUGAAGAGAGACUGGGUCAUCCCUCCUAUCAAUAUUCCUGAGAAUAGCAAUGGACCCUUUCCAUAUAAAAUGGUUCAGGUAAGAAACACCUAA